CUUAUUUUUGUUUACAUUUUUUCAUCGUGUAUUAUGUGGUGAUAAUGUGUGACAAGUCAAAAUAUAAGUAUUUAAUUAUAUUUAUUUAAUUAUAUUCAUUAUUAAAUAAUAAUAAAGUAAAUUAGAGCCGAAAAACCUUUUUUGUUAAAAAUAUAGGGUUACAAGUAAAAUGUCAACACAUUCUUCUAACAAAAAGAGUAAUGAGAUAUACUAUGAGCAUCAUGAUCAUUCAAUAAUUGACUUAGUUAAUGAUGAUUGCCUGGCUGAAAUAUUCAUGUAUGUGCCAGUAUGGGAAAGACCUCAAAUUGCAUUGGUAUGUCAAAAAUGGAAUCGAGUCCUUGAUUAUUCUUGGGGUAAUGUCAAAAAACUUCAAUUCACUCACUGGGAAUACAAUAAUAAGUGUCCAAGUUGUUUGAAAAAAUCUCCAACAAGAGUUAGAAAAUUAAGCUCUUUAAAAUCAUUGCUUAAUAAAUGUGGUUGUUAUUUAAGACAAUUAGACUUGACAGCUUAUGUUCAUAAUGACAUAAUGCCAGUUAUUAAUGAAUAUUGUCCAAACCUCGUGAAACUUCGAUUGAGAUUCAGCCCUGAUAAUGUCGAAGUUAUAACGGCUGAUGCAUUUUCACCUUUAUCUAAGCUUAAAGUAUUAGCAGUUAUAUUUCAAUAUCAUAUGCCACAGUACAAAAGGAUUCAUCAUUUAAUCACUGCACUGUUACCACUUGCUAAUACAUUGACUGACCUGACUCUGUUCAAUUGGCAAGAUGAGGUACCCCGUAAAUAUCGUACAAAUUAUCAAUUUUGUACAUUUCCGGGGGUCACCCUCAGGGUGCUUAAACGAAUGAAGGCUCUAAAAAGGUUUGAAUUUGGUGGUAUAAAAAUGUACCCAGAGUUAGAAGAGUAUCUGAAAAAAAAUCGCACACUAGAAUGUUCUUACUAUGAUCGUUCCUUAGACAAAAAUGUCAUUAAGCCAAAUGAGUUUGGAUCAGUUAUGAGUAUAACUAGAUUGAAUUUGUUGAAAUACAGAGUUUCAGAUGAUAGUUUGUAUACUAUUGCCAAUACCAUGAAGCAAUUAACAAAGCUCUCGAUAAAAUGUGAAUGGAUAACUAACGAUGGUGUAGUAGCCAUUUCAAAGAUAAAUAAUUUAACACAUCUUUGUUUUUUCGGCGUUAAUGACAGCAUUGAUUCUUCAUCAAUUAAAUUGCUCAAAAACUUGAUUAAAUUAAUGUUACCACGCAGCAAUAAAAUUACUGAUGAUUUAGCCAUGAAAGUUCUUGAAAAUUCACCAAACAUAAAGAUGCUUAUAGUUCCGAAUACAAGUAUAAAAUCAAAGUAUGAAUUUAUCAAAAAAGCAGCAGCAGAAAUAUCCAAAAAUCGAAAACAACCCUUGCUUUCAAUUGUUUCUUCCAUAAUUGAUCAGAACAAAUAUGAAUCACCAUAUAUCAAAAUUAUGUGUUCAACAAAAAAAAAAAUUAAAUAUUUGACAAAUUUUUGUGAUAACCGACUAUUAAAUACUAUCGCCAAUAAAAAUAUAGAUUGA
Messenger RNA from Aphidius gifuensis, 1534 nucleotides. RefSeq lists its product as uncharacterized. The record is from RefSeq and is a predicted model, not a curated record. Gene Ontology annotation, biological process: SCF-dependent proteasomal ubiquitin-dependent protein catabolic process. Bases 170 to 1534 code for a protein of 454 amino acids. Gene Ontology annotation, cellular component: SCF ubiquitin ligase complex. NCBI's taxonomy places the organism in Eukaryota, Metazoa, Arthropoda, Insecta, Hymenoptera, Braconidae. The transcript has 4 exons. Gene Ontology annotation, molecular function: protein binding.